Chaetomium strumarium is the source of this 1077-nucleotide messenger RNA. RefSeq lists its product as uncharacterized. NCBI's taxonomy places the organism in Eukaryota, Fungi, Ascomycota, Sordariomycetes, Sordariales, Chaetomiaceae. The coding region runs from base 333 to 836 and encodes 167 amino acids. The transcript is spliced from 3 exons. The record is from RefSeq and is a predicted model, not a curated record.
GUCAGGGUGGGUGACGUCAUUGUGCAGCUGCUCAAGAGCGCUUCCCUCCAAGGAGCUAUGAUGCGAUGCGAUGAUGUUAUGCGCCGGGUGCGGCUGCUGGUCAAUUGUCUAACAAGUGGAGGCUUUUACAAAGCCAUGGACCGACUCGGAGGUUGUGGCCCUGCUUUCGUCCUGCUGCCUGUGCUAUAAACCUGCCUGCCCUCUCUAACCCUUCCACCUGUCCCCGAAGACCUCUCACACAACAAUCAACAACAAAAACCAAUCCCUCUGCUUUCUCGAUCAACUAGCUCGACGAAAUCAUCUCACUUUAGAGUCCAGAACUUCCAGCCACCAUGUCUCUGCACUAUCUCCCCGCCGUUAAGCCGUCAGCCAUUGCCCUCGGCACCGUCUUCAACCAGACGGCCGAGCUCGCGGUAAUGGCGCCCCUCUUCGGCCAGACCUACCAGCGCGCCAAGGCAGCCAAUAGCAAGGAGGAGUUCGCUCGGUCCCGGGAAGCCACGGGCGCCGCGGUUGCAUGGGGUACCUCGCUCGUCGGCUCGGCCCUGCAGGCAUACGGUGUCGGUGCGCUCAUCAACGCCACCGGCACCCUCAGCUACAAGGGCGCGGCAUAUCUCGGCGGCCUGAUCUUCGCGGCUACCAGCGCCCCUACCUUCAUCAGCCAGCUGCUUGUCGAGAAGCGCGCGUUGGAGCAAGUGGGUGUCAGCGUGCUGGCUAAGCUGUUCGAGACUGUCGGUCUAUCUGUUGUCCUGACCUGGUGGGGAACCCGCACCAACCCGUUCGAGCACACUGGCGCUGGUGGCACACCCCUGAGCCGGAGCCCUUUCCGGUCCGAGUAAGCGGAUAGGAUGGGAGUGGGAAGCAGAGUUGUGUCGACACGCCUUUACAUGCAUCGAGCGCACCUGAUUGAGUGACCUCAGGGUUGCUGGGACGGAAUGGGCAAUGAAUUCUGAUUUUCUUUUGUCUGUAAAUCCAUAUGGAGUUAGCAUUUGCGAAUCGGAGACUUCUGAAGUAAUCACUAUUGUGAUCCGCUCAACGCUUGUGAAGCCGGCAUCUCUUCUCUCUCUCACACUCUCCCCG